UUUUUUUUUUUUUUUUAUUCCUGUCAACAUGGAUUAAUAUUUAUUUUAGAUUUGCUGACACGAUAGAAAACAAAUUCAAUGGAAUGUUAUUGAUGCAGAUGUUGGGUUGUACCGUAGAACUUUGCGUUCUAUUAUUCCAAGCACUUUUGUUGAUUACCGAGGAAAAUCAGGAAUUGUUCGUGUUUCAAAUGUGCUUCCUGACUCUUUACAUAUCUUAUAUUCUGUUACAAAUUUACCUAUACUGUUACAUAGGAGAAAAAUUAGUUUCAGAGAGCUCGAGAAUGGCCAAUGCAGCAUACGAGUGUGAAUGGUACAAUAUGCCUGCCAAGGAAGCUAAGUGUCUUAUUUUAAUAAUACAUCGAGCACGAUCGCCAUUGUGCAUCACCGCUGGUAGAUUUUGUUCAUUCAAUCUUCAAUUAUUUACCAAAAUCUUGAAAACGUCAAUGGGUUAUUUGUCCGUCUUGUACACAAUGAAAUCCAAAAAUUUAGAAUAAAUCCAACAUGUCAGCCUAAUUUAUUAAAUAACAUAAAUACUUAGAAACAAUUGGAAUUACAGUUAAAUUAUAC
This is a messenger RNA of Vespa crabro (European hornet), 567 nucleotides long. Its product is annotated as odorant receptor coreceptor-like. The coding region runs from base 84 to 494 and encodes 136 amino acids. The transcript is spliced from 4 exons. The record is from RefSeq and is a predicted model, not a curated record. Gene Ontology annotation, biological process: detection of chemical stimulus involved in sensory perception of smell; sensory perception of smell. Gene Ontology annotation, molecular function: odorant binding; olfactory receptor activity. NCBI's taxonomy places the organism in Eukaryota, Metazoa, Arthropoda, Insecta, Hymenoptera, Vespidae. Gene Ontology annotation, cellular component: plasma membrane.